Molecule: messenger RNA, 585 nt
Organism: Chara braunii
Lineage: Eukaryota; Viridiplantae; Streptophyta; Charophyceae; Charales; Characeae
Source: the annotation of a GenBank genome assembly
CGGGACGACAUGGCGCCAAUUUAAACACUUCAAGAUUGAUCAGUUGUGAAGUCGAACUCUCUGCGGCGAUGACGGAACGUGCCCUGCGUUCGGAAAGAUAGUCUCCACUGUGAUGGCGGCGAUGGUGAUGAUGGCAACGAUGUCGACGAUGGGCCCCCAAGGCGACGAUGACGACAACGGCGGCGACGACUACGACAACGACGAUGGCGACAACGGCGACAACGGCAAAGACGGUGACGACGGCGAAGACAGCGACGACAACGAAGACGACGACGAUGGCGAUGCACAAAAAAUCAAAGAUGGUGAAGACGGCGAAGACGACGACGACGGCCAAGGCGAUGGCGACGACGACACAGACGACGAAGAGGGAGACGACGACGACGGCGAUCAUGGCGACGAUUGGCGGCGGGUUGUGGGGUGUGGAAUGCGCGCAGAAGGCGGCGGCUUGUGGGAACAGUACGGCGCGCAGAAGGUGACGAACCCGCCGCAAGGCGGGGAUCGUUGAAGAUGGAGAACCCGCCGCGGUGACUACCUUUGUUCCGCGGAGAAGAGCAAGCGCGGAGAGGAGAAGGCGAGACGGAAAGA